GAAAUGUUCUGCGCAGUGGAUGACACGGCAGAGAAGCAAUCAGCAGAGCAGUUCGAGAAGACCGCGUGGUCGAACGUCUUCAGGCUUCCUGGCUACUCGCUUCUCCAACCGAAGAUUGAGCAGGACCUUCAGGAGUUGCGUCGGCGAGCCAGGUUUUCUCAUCUCCAAAUGCAAGUCGACGAGAAGGAGGAUCCCGGCUCCCUCGACAGCCUGAUGCUGCGCCAUUCGAAUCACGAGAGGACGCUGCAACAAUUGCAGAACCUUUGGGGGGACUUGGCGGCAUACACUCCAUACUUCCUCCUCUGGGGCAUGCGGAGCCUCCUCAGCUCUUUCUCGUUCUACGCUCUGAGCCAGUACUUCAUCGACGGCUUAUCCUUUGGCUACAUUGUGCAUUUCUUCUACCUGAUCCUUGUCCUUGGCAUGAGCGCCCUCUCGGAGAGCAUGAUGCGCACGAACAAGUUUUUGACCGCCGUUGAGAGGUUCCUGCUUCUGGUCGAUCAUGCCUCUGCAUUUGCAGCCACUUCACAUGCGCGGAGGGCUGCGACGACUUGGUCUGAACGUGAAGGCCUUUCUGGCUACAGUGGCAUCUUCAUCGUUGCAUGCUAUGCCGCGCAGUGCGGUGUCUGC
This is a messenger RNA of Symbiodinium sp. CCMP2456, 627 nucleotides long. The record is from the annotation of a GenBank genome assembly. Lineage: Eukaryota; Dinophyceae; Suessiales; Symbiodiniaceae.